AUGUGUUUAUGCACAAGCUUAUGCAUAGGUGGGCAUGUAACAGGUGGUGGAUAUGGUUUCUUGAUGCGCAAGUUUGGUCUUGCUGCAGACAACGUUCUAGACGCAAAGAUCGUUGGUGCUAAUGAGCAAGACCAAGGGUUUAAGAUUCUUUCGAAGUGGCAACGAAUUGCAGUCAAGCUUGUUGGAGAGCUCUUGAUUCGAGUGUUGAUCAAAUUCGAUUUUGGGAACAGGACAGUGACAACAACAUACAAAGGUCAGUUUAUUGGCGAUAAAGGCACUUUAAUGGAGAUUAUGAAGAAGGGUUUUCCGGAAUUAGGGUUAGCUCAAGAGGACUGUAUCGAAAUGAGCUGGAUCGAGUCCAUUGUUUACCAUGCUGAGUUCUCCGACUGA
Molecule: messenger RNA, 390 nt
Organism: Microthlaspi erraticum
Lineage: Eukaryota; Viridiplantae; Streptophyta; Magnoliopsida; Brassicales; Brassicaceae
Source: the annotation of a GenBank genome assembly